ACUAAACUCAAAACUCAUAACGCAAUGGCCACCCUUCAUCUACCUCUAGCUCCUCUCCUCCUACUUAUCCUCACCGCGGCCGCCUUCCUCUCCACGGAGAUAGCUGCUCAGCCCGCGGCUCCGGCCCCUGGCCCUGCCCGUCCCAUCAACAUCACGGCGAUACUCGAAAAAGGCGGUCAGUUUGUUACAUUCAUCCGUCUUUUAAACACAACUCAAAUAGGAAGCCAAAUCAAUAUCCAAAUCAACAGUUCAUCUGAAGGCAUGACCGUAUUAGCACCAACGGACAACGCAUUCCAAAACCUUAAACCCGGAACACUAAACAAACUAAGCCCGGACGACCAAGUCAAGCUCAUUCUUUACCAUGUUAGUCCCAAAUACUACACAUUGGAGGAUCUUCUCUCUGUAAGCAACCCGGUGAGGACUCAAGCUUCAGGUCGAGACGUUGGUGGGGUUUACGGACUUAACUUCACCGGUCAAGGGAAUCAAGUCAAUGUAUCUACCGGUAUCGUUGAGACACGUCUCAGCACUUCAUUAAGACAACAACGUCCUCUUGCGGUUUACGUGGUGGACAUGGUUUUGUUGCCGGAAGAGAUGUUCGGAGAACGCAAGAUCUCACCAGUGGCACCUCCUCCGAAGAAAUCAAAAUCUCCUGAUGUCUCUGAUGACUUAGACACAAACUCCACCAAGAAAGCAGCGCCUCCGACGGAGAAGUCUGGCUCCUGUGAGAUGAAGUCUGGAUUAGGGUUUGGUCUUGGACUUGUUGUCUUGACUUUGAAAUUCCUCUUUUGAGUUUGUUUCUAUAUAUGUUGAUUUAAUUUAAUUGUGCGGUUUGUUAUAAGAAAUUUAUUUAUCUAUUAUAUAUGAUUGCAUGAUUUUAAAAUCGAGUUAUAUACUGUUAAUUAUUACUUUAAUUUAAUGAUAAAAUUCCCAUUUUCUGAAGA
Messenger RNA from Capsella rubella, 941 nucleotides. Its product is annotated as fasciclin-like arabinogalactan protein 13. The record is from RefSeq and is a predicted model, not a curated record. Bases 25 to 789 code for a protein of 254 amino acids. The transcript has a single exon. Lineage: Eukaryota; Viridiplantae; Streptophyta; Magnoliopsida; Brassicales; Brassicaceae.